AUGUCGCGCAUGUCUAAGAAGCAGCCCUCCAUCUGCACGGCUGUUCCUCUGACAGAUCCCGACGUCUCCCAGAAGCUUGCCCUGCUGCGGCAGGUCCUCACGUCCUGCUUUGGCCCCUGGGGCAGACUGAAGCAGGUGCACAAUAACGUGGGGGGGGCCGUAAUGACCACCUCCACUUCAUCAGUGCUGCUGAAGGCCAUCCAAGUUUCCCACCCCGUGCUGAAGCUUCUGGUUACGAGCAUCCUCAACCACACCUCCCGCUUCGGCGAUGGUGGCUUGUUUGCCGGGAUCCUGAGCUUGUGUCUCCUGGAAAACGCUCUGCGGUUGAGCGUGGACCAGGCUGUGGCAGUGGGUGUGUACAGGAGGCUGUUGGGCCUCUGUGAUGCCUACCUGGUCCGGGACAACUGUGGCUGCAAGAUCAGAGUGGACUUCAGCAGCACCCAGGUUCUGCUGACUUUGGCGUGCGGGCUGCUGGCAAGUAAGCCGGCCUGCGCCCUGACCUCCGCCGAGGUCAAGCACGUGGCCCUGCAGGUCACGCGGGCAUUCCUGCUGACUGUCCCGUGUGGCACCCUGGGACAGGACCGUCUGGGGGCUGCCGUGGUGGUACCUGUGGAGGGACAGCCCCCCUGGGCCUCAGCUGCACUGGAGGGGCUGCUUCUGGACAUGCCGGAGUCUCUGCGGGCUGCCGAUUUGGAGCUUCAGGGUGGCGCACUGAUCCGGUUGGCCCUGUUUAGCGUGUCACUGGCGGGAGACCUUCCAGAGGCAGGAGACGGGCCUCUGGAGCUGCAUGGAGAAACAUGCCUGGAGGAGGCAGUGCUGGAGCAACUCCUGAGGCUGGCCGACCAGCUGGUCUCCGAUGGGGUGCAGCUCUUGGCCUGCCAGAAGGUGGUGCACCCUGUGCUGCAGCACUACCUGAGGGCACGUGGGGUCAUCGUAGUGGAGAGGCUGGGGCUCGCCAUCAUGGAGCCCCUCGUCCAGAUGACAGAUGCACAGCCGCUGGCCACCUUCCAGGCUCCUGUCCCCGGCAUCUCCUACGGGCGGCUGAGGGGCCUUGGCAUCCACCAGUGCGGCUCCAGAGAGAUGCUCCACCUGCUCCCGGCCGGAGCGCCGACGACAUGCACCCUGGUGCUCUGCCACAGGAACGAAACGGCACUUGCUGAACUCAAGGUGUCAUGUGAGAGGGCGGGGCAGGUACUGAGGCUGAUGCUGAAGGAACCCUUUGCACUGCUGGGAGGGGGGUGCACCGAGACGCACCUGGCGGCUUUUGUCAGGCACGAGAGCAGCAGCGAUGUCACAGAAGCCAUACGUGAACUGGGCUGUUCUCGCCACGACUACAUGCGGGUGAUGGAUGCGUUUUGCCACUCUCUGGAGAGUGUGGCCCGGGCACUUGGGCAAGAUGGUGGAGUGACCCUGACUGACCUAUGCCACGCCCACUGCUGGGGCAUACCGGCUGCUCCGCCUGCUGACGUCCCGUGGGUGGAGCUGGUGCGGUCUUGUGGGUGUGGUUUAAUGAAUGGCCACUCAGGCCUGGAAUGGAACCUCAUUGGCACAGAGUACCCUUCGUUUUCUCCAGCACUUAAUCCGGGCACAGAGUCUCUGCCAUGUGUACUGGACUCAUUCUUUGCCAAGGUCAAUGCCCUGCAUGUUGCCGUGGAGAGCGCGAAUCUCAUACUAGAUCUGAAGCAUAUAAUUCAAGACAGUAAUUAGCAGGGUUGUUGAUCUCGGUACAAUUUACUGGUCUGAGCUGCGUGAUUGUAACCUGAUCCUCAAUAAAUAUGAAGCAAAUUAAGUUUUGGCUGUUGCUGUAAUCCCAGAUGCAUUGUUAUAAAUGAGCAGAAGGUGGCAGCAUUGCGUCUGCCUGAAUGUUGACUGGCUGUAAGCCUAUGCCAGCAGCAGGAAGAUGAAACCAACAAUUUAUUCGAACCUAUGAGAAACACACAGAAUUGAUGACGCUGCUUUUUAAAAUGAACAGCUCUGCCUUAAGCGUCCUAAUAGUAGUUUGGCAAUUUUGUUUGAUUAAAUCAAUUGGAAUUGAGCUUUUAAAAACUGCAGCUGAAGUAAUGAGUACAGCUUUUUAUACACCAGUUUACAAAAUCACUGGUGACGAUAUUGUGGAUUAAUAGGGAAUAAUACCUAAUCCCCAGGGAAUGAUGUAUUGUUUGGAACACGUUAAUAGGAGUGUUAAUUAUUAAUAAUUGAUGAAUAAUGAUUAAUUUUAUUGUUCCCCACAUGUGAGGUGUUAGUUUAAUUUUUUUAGUUAAUUGUAGGUAAAGUCAAUAAUUGAUUAAGCUCCAGUAUUUAUUAAUAGGGUGAUGUCCUUCUCUAGGGGAGAUUUCUUUAAAUGAGUCUGAUUUGCGGAUCGUGGCGAAGGUGACAUCACACGUGGUAGAGUUGUGGCUCAGUACCCAGCUUUGUAGCCUCACUUUUUUUUCCUCAUCCCAGUCUGGCAAAAUCGCACGGCGGUAAAAUGCUGGUGAGCACGGACUUCGGGGAAAUCCUGAGGAAGCUAGAACUCCAGCUGUGCUGAGAGAUUUUUUUCCAUUUUAUCCAUAAAUAUUUACAUCACUGGUUAAACUGGUCCUUUGCUGAAAACAACUGUAAAAUGUACCAAACCAUAUGUAAAAUAUGUUCAAUAAAAUGUUGGGAAAAUA
Brienomyrus brachyistius is the source of this 2651-nucleotide messenger RNA. It is a transcript of the gene mkks, whose product is annotated as MKKS centrosomal shuttling protein. The transcript has 4 exons. Gene Ontology annotation, biological process: protein folding; developmental process; cilium assembly. The coding region runs from base 1 to 1707 and encodes 568 amino acids. The record is from RefSeq and is a predicted model, not a curated record. NCBI's taxonomy places the organism in Eukaryota, Metazoa, Chordata, Actinopteri, Osteoglossiformes, Mormyridae. Gene Ontology annotation, molecular function: ATP binding. Gene Ontology annotation, cellular component: cytoplasm; nucleus; kinociliary basal body.